AUGAAGUCAUUCUUUGGGCCGGGCGCCAUCGCCGCCCUUUUAACGGCAGCAGAUAUCGCUGCUGCGCAACAGACGCCGUUUUCCAUUUCCUCAACCGAUGACAUCAAGAAAACAGCAUCCAUCCUAUCGUGGGAUCUGCUUCAAUACUACAAAGGAAAUGAAUCUGGCCAAACCCCAGGCCUUCUUCCCGGACCCCCUCCUGUUGGACCUUACUACUGGUGGGAAGCCGGUGCCAUGUUUGGCACGCUGAUCGAUUACUGGUUCUUGACCGGCGACAGCACCUACAACGACCUUACCAUAGCAGGAAUCCAGUUCCAGACGGGAACCGACGACGAUUUCCAGCCCCGUAACGAAACGCUCUCGCUAGGAAACGAUGACCAAGGCUUUUGGGGCAUGACGGCCAUGUUGGCUGCCGAGGAAAACUUCCCCAACCCUCCUGAAGGGAGGCCCGGGUGGCUGGCCCUGGCCCAGGCAGUCUUCAACACUCAGGCCAGUCCCGACCGUCACGAUGACACUUGUAACGGCGGUUUACGGUGGCAGAUUCCUCCGACCAACAAAGGAUACCCCUACAAGAACAGUAUUGCCAAUGGCUGUUUCUUCAAUAUCGGAGCACGUCUGGCCCGUUACACUGGCAACACGACCUAUUCCGACUGGGCUGAGAAGACGUGGAACUGGUGGGCAGGCGUCGGCUUCUUGGAUGCCGAAACAUAUGCCAUCUACGAUGGAGCUGAUGUUGCGGUGAACUGCACCGACAUCAACAAGGCCGAGUUUUCGUACAACAGCGCAGUCUGGCUUCUCGGAGCCGCAUACAUGUGGAAUCAUACCAAGAGCGACGUAUGGAAAACCAGAGUCAACAAACUCGUCGAUCACGGCCUCGAGACCUUCUUCCCCAAGGGCAUUGCGUAUGAGCCCACUUGUGAACCUUGGGGCACUUGCUCUACCGAUAUGUUGUCCUUCAAAGGCUAUGUCCAUCGAUGGUACGCUACUACUACGCAGGUUGCUCCCUUUACGGCUGCAAAGAUUCUUCCCGUGCUUAAGAAAUCGGCGACGGCGGCCAUUAAGCAAUGCACGGGCGGCGCCUUGGGUCGCCAAUGCGGCUUCAAGUGGGAUUCGGGCAAGUAUGAUGGCGUCACUGGCGUGGGCCAAGAAAUGAAUGUCUUGGGCGCCGUUUCGUCCCUUCUCAUCGGCGGCAGCAAGGGCCCAGUGACCAACAGCACCGGUGGCACGUCGCAGGGCAAUCCCAACGCUGGCGCCAACCCGAACAGUUUCGAGAUACCCGUGCAGCCAAUCACGGCGGGCGACAAGGCUGGCGCUUCAAUAGUCACCAUCAUUGUCGUCUGCUCCACCGUCUCUCUGCUCGGCUGGAUGAGCCUUGGCGCGUAA
This is a messenger RNA of Trichoderma gamsii, 1383 nucleotides long. RefSeq lists its product as hypothetical. Lineage: Eukaryota; Fungi; Ascomycota; Sordariomycetes; Hypocreales; Hypocreaceae. The record is from RefSeq and is a predicted model, not a curated record. Gene Ontology annotation, molecular function: mannan endo-1,6-alpha-mannosidase activity. The transcript has 4 exons. Gene Ontology annotation, biological process: carbohydrate catabolic process; fungal-type cell wall biogenesis. Bases 1 to 1383 code for a protein of 460 amino acids.